CACUGUAGUUUUGGGGUAGUUUGUGGGCGCAGUGUGUGGGCGGUGGGAGCUGCUAGUUGGUUGGACUAAAAUUGCAAAUUUCACAUCCAAGAGCAAAAUAAUAAUGUCUGGUUUGGAGUACGGAUCGCACAGGUACGACGACCUGCCGCUGGAGAUUGUUUUGAAGAUUUUCAGCUACCUGGGCUACUCGGAUCUGCAGGCGGCCGGAUCCACCUGCCAGAGAUGGCAUGCUGCACUGGACCAGACGGAGUUCAACAUGCGCACGCGUGUCUGUUUCUCCAAGGUGGUGCUUUCGGAUCAACUGAGCCCUGGGGUGGACCUUAUGCGCUGCGAGCGCCGCUUCAGGCACUUCCUGUUCGAGGACGUGACGCUGGGCCAGGUGAAGGAGCUGAUGCGGUUCAUGGGCAGGACUGCCCACUCCCUGGCCCUGGACAAUGUGGACCUGAACGACAAGCAGUUCUACGGGAUGCUGGGCGUGCUGCCCCACCUGCACUCGCUGUCGCUGAAGCGCUGCCUGCCGCUUUUCAUGUCCGGCUCGUUCCUCGACUCCUACAACAACUCCUGUCCCGACCUGAACGACCUGGCCAGCAACCUGGCCGGGAUCAGGGAGUUGACGCUGUGCGAGAAUCAGUACCUCACCGACGCCAUACUGAUGCGGCUCACCUCGUUCAUGCCCAGCCUGGAGGCGAUCAACAUGUCCGGCUGCCACAUAGCCUUUCACAACGCCAUCCAUCGGAGAUUUUACCCGGCCAACAGCUCCUCGGAUCACGUCCUGCCCAGCGAAUCUGUGCUGACCUUCAAGUUCAUCCUGACCAUUCUGAACCUGCAGAAGCGCACUCUGCGGGUUCUGGACUUUAGCCACACACUGAUUGGCCAGGCCUUGCUGGCCCUCUGUGACCUUCAUCUCCAGCUGCAGCGCCUCUAUUUGGCCGGAUGCAGGCAGCUUAACUGCGCCACAAUCCGCACUUUUUUGGCCACUCAGCCGCAGUUAAGUGCGCUGGAUUUGUCGGCCACGAUGUGUGUGAAUGAUGAGAACCUGGCCGCCCUGGUGCAAACUAAUCCGCAACUGGAGCACUUAAAAGUCAGCGGCUGCCUGAGCAUCACGAGCGUUGGCGCCAUCCACCUGGCCAAGCUGAAGCGUCUCAAAAGCCUGGACAUCUCCAACUGCGACAGCUUGACCAGCAGUGGCAUCAUCGAGGGCGUGGCCAGCGAGGAGAACCACGUGAUGGAGGAGCUGAACGUGUCAUAUCUGCAGAUCUGCGAGGAGUGCAUCAAGGCCAUUGCCAGUAAUCUGCGCUGCCUGCGAUCGCUGCACCUGAAUCACUGCGUCAAUGGUGCCACCGACGAAGCUAUUCAGUCGGUCAUCGGCCAGCUGCGUUGGUUGCGCGAGCUCUCUUUGGAGCACUGCAGUGCGCUAACAGAUGCAGCUCUCACGGGCAUCAACAUAUCUAAGCUGGAGCUGAGUCGAAAGCAGUCGGGCUCGCAGGUCUCCUCGAUGGACAAUUUCUACCCAACGUAUAGCACCACGCUGGCAGAACGCGACAGUCUGGCAGGAUCGCUGCAGUCGAUUAAGAUUUCGCUGAGAAGCAAGGCCGAGGAUGAAAUUGUGCGGGAUGCCAGGCGGAAGCAAGCCAUGCUGGCCGCCUACGAAAUGAACCUGAUACGCGAGGAUGACUUCGAGGGCCACAACAUCCAGCAGUUGCGCGGAUUGCGGUCGUUGAACCUGCGCGGCUGCAACAAAAUCAGCGAUGUAUCCUUGAAGUACGGUCUGAAGCACGUUGAGUUACGGCGACUAAUGCUGUCCAAUUGCCAGCAGAUUUCGCUGUUGGGCAUGGAGGCAAUGGCCAGCAGUUGUCCCUCAAUUGAGGAGCUCGACCUCUCCGAUUGCUACAACAUCACGGACAAGACCAUCCAGGUUGUCACAGCCAAGUUGCACCGCCUGCGCGCCUUGCACAUCAGCGGCUGCAGCCAGCUGACGGAGCACACGCUGGACGCCAUCAUCAACAACUGCAAUUGUCUGCAGACGCUGUCCAUCUACCGCUGCCGCAGCAUGUACACAGACCUGGAGGAGCGGCUGUCCGGCGUAAAGACGUUGCGCAACCUCAACAUGGACAAUCUGACGAGCAUCGACAACGCCGAGUUUUUCCGCCUGAAGAAGCGACUCGAUUACUGAUAUUUUGCCGCCAUCUUCAUUGUCCUGAUUUUGUACUACUUUCAGCUGUACAACUUCCGCUAGUCAAUCGCCCCAGUCGCCGAAGCAGCGCACAUGUAUUUAUUUUUAUCAGACUGCCCUCAGCAGCUGGGCAAUAGUUGUGAAAGCUUUAGAUAAAUAUACAUAUAUAUACGGCAGAUAUAGAUGUAUUUACACUUACCGCACACAUUUAGAUUAGGAAAAUUACAAGUGUCUAUGGUAAUUCAAUUAUAAAUUCAUACGUAAUGUUUGUCCUCAUUCAACUGUGAUUUUUUGUAAGGUACGGCUCACGGCUCGUGUGAUAAGUGUACAUGAUUGUAAAUUAUGUGAUCAGUUGGCUAAAUUUAAUUGUUUUUGUUAUUGUUGAGCGUUGGAAUUGAGUUGAUUCGUUUAUAGUAGAGAAUACGUUAAUUCGGUUUAAGUAAAAAGCCCAGAAAUAAAUGAAUUAUUGUUGAUAUAGUUAACUACUUUACAAAUAACUGACACGCUGUAUAAGCUUUAAUCGAUUAAAUCGUUAAAAACAACACAAUUUCAAUAUAUAAUUUUAUAAAUCUAGUUAAGAACACAAAUGCGUAAUAGUGUUUAGAAAAGUAAGUUGAAAAUAACUAAACAAAUUUAAUAAGUGUCUAGUAAAUAGUAAAAUUUAUAUUUGACAUAUAUGCGUCAUGGCAUAUGGUCUAAAAAUGAAUUAUUAUAUAAGCAAUUGACUGUUUUUACACCUUUGGCUCUCUUUUUGUAAAUAAUUAUACUAACCGGCAUUGUUUUUGAGGCUUAAUGUUUAAUAAAUAAAAUUUGAUGUUAAA
Messenger RNA from Drosophila elegans, 2994 nucleotides. RefSeq names its product F-box/LRR-repeat protein 2. NCBI's taxonomy places the organism in Eukaryota, Metazoa, Arthropoda, Insecta, Diptera, Drosophilidae. Bases 104 to 2173 code for a protein of 689 amino acids. Gene Ontology annotation, biological process: SCF-dependent proteasomal ubiquitin-dependent protein catabolic process. The record is from RefSeq and is a predicted model, not a curated record. Gene Ontology annotation, cellular component: SCF ubiquitin ligase complex. Gene Ontology annotation, molecular function: protein binding. The transcript is spliced from 3 exons.